Molecule: messenger RNA, 1128 nt
Organism: Opisthocomus hoazin
Lineage: Eukaryota; Metazoa; Chordata; Aves; Opisthocomiformes; Opisthocomidae
Source: RefSeq, a predicted model, not a curated record
AUGGAGGCAGGGCUGGCACGAGCCGUCCUUCUCCUCUGCCUGGUAGACGUUCUCCACGCUUUUGCAGUUGAAGAGAAAGAAGAUGUGUUCAAGAGUAUGGCUUGUCCAGCUUUCCUGAUGUUUGACAGCGCCGCUUACCUGGCUGGCAUGACCUUCGAGCUCCCGUGCAAGUGCAAGCCCAAAGAGGUCUCUUCCGUCGUCUGGUACUUCCAGAAGGACAUGAACACCCACAAAACCACCGUCCUGAGCGACUUUGCUGGCACCCUGACUGUUGACUCAGGCCAUAUCCGGGCUGGCAGCAGCGUGCUGAAGCGUUUCAGUAUCCGGAUGUUCAGUCUCAUUGUCUUCCAAGCCCAGGUGACGGACUCGGGCCACUACCUGUGCGGCACUGAGAAAGGGGACUUCUUCUAUGGCUAUGACGUGGACGUGCAGCCCACCAAGAACAUCGUGGUGGCUUUUGUGGACAGAGGCCAGCAUGUCCAGGACGAUUACACAGAGGAGCUCUUCAGCCUCUUCACCACCUUCUGGGACUGGACCAGAUGCGACCGCUGUGGGGUGAGAGGUGAGCAGCGGCGCGUCGGGCUGUGCUACAUACAGAGCGCCGAACUGAACCCUCGCUAUCGCUCUGCUGUGCCCAACGUCACGUCCUGCGGCUCGAGGGCUGUGGCCAUCCAAAGCUGCCUGACCCCGUGCCUGGAGGAGGAGGUCUCCGAGGAGGGCGUGCAGGCCAUCUCCAAUGUCAUUUCCAAGUUGGGCGAGAAGCCCUGGACGCCCCGCGUCCCCACGCAGUUUCACAUGCAGCCCGUUGGAAGUGCCCUGAUCAUCGCAUGCCCAGGAGCCCACCCUGAGCAUGCCGUGGCCUGGGACAAGGACUCCGUCCAGCUUUACCGCUACCAUUACCUUGUCAGUGUCAACAAGACCAUGCGGGUCUUCAUCGACCACGGAAACCACCUGCACAUCCGGCGCAUCCGGGUCAGCGACAGAGGCACCUAUGUCUGCUGGCGGGAGGGCGAGAUGGUGGCCGGCUUCCGGCUCAGCGUGACCCACCAGCACCGGCGCCGGCGGAAGCUCAACGAUCCCGAGACAAUCUACGCUGUCAAGGUAGCCAUUUUGACUACAUAUGGUUAA